This is a messenger RNA of Acaulospora morrowiae, 777 nucleotides long. The record is from the annotation of a GenBank genome assembly. Lineage: Eukaryota; Fungi; Glomeromycota; Glomeromycetes; Diversisporales; Acaulosporaceae.
UUUUUUUGGUUGGAAGCGGACGAGUCUGAGGAGGGAUAGUCUUUGGAUGGGGUUUCGUCCUGUGUUCAACUACCCAGCACCCCUGAUUUCGUUCGGGGAGUGCAUGAGUUUCGUCUCGGGUGGUUUCGUCCUUGCAACCAUGAGCUGUGUCUUGCGAUUUAGUAGCGAGAAGAAAUCGGAUUUAGUAAACGAAUACUGGGAUAGUUUUAUGUUGCUACAAAAACGGAAGUUUACAACUAUUGCUGAACGCACGGCACUGUUGGAGGAGCAUACAACAAAUGUUAUGGCUUCGAUGUUCAAACAAGAUCUGAUUGUGCGAGAUGAUUUUACAAAACAAGAACGAAUUGUACGAAAUAAGUUUGCGAGACGCCUAGAGGAGACAGACCUGUCGUACAAAAGUAAAGAAAAGUCCGACGAUGAUUUCAUGCCUAUCCGUAAACCAAAACGGAAAAUAAAUUUAUCGUUACGAAAGAAUAAAGAGUCGGCUGAUUUGGCUGUAUCUAAGAAGGUCAGCCAAAACCACGAAGGAAAUGCCAUUAUAAUCAGCAGGAGUAAUACAAAGAGGGACACUAGGAGAAGCAACAAUACUGCCAGAGUCAUCGUUAUUGAGUUUAGAAAGUCAGAAAAGUUGUUACCGGAAGACUGGCGUAGUAUUAUUGAAGAGUAUUAUAAGGGGACAAACGAGAAUGGGUCAAAAAAAAGUGUAUCUGAUUGGAUCCUUGCUGCACGGGAGUUGAAUGUUGUAAAAAACUUUGUAGAGACCAGUCAUGGUCUAAA